AUGUUACCUUUUACAAUUCUUAUACAUAAUACAAAUGCAACACCAUCAUCACCAACAAAUCAUAUAUCAUUAACACAUUUUCUUGAAAAUAAUUUUCAUUAUCCAUUACAAUCAUCAUUUAAUCGUCAUGCACGUAUACCAUCAUUAUUAUCAAAUAUAUUUCUUUGGUUAGCUUUUUUAUUUACUAUUAUUAUACUACAAAUAAGUAAACAUGAAUUAAGUACAAAUGUAAGAAUACUUUAUGGUUUAAUGAUGUUAUUAAUUAUAAUUAUGUGUUAUAUAUUUAUUUUAUUGGAAUCAAAAGAUUGUACAGAACAAAUUUUACUUAAAAAACGUAUUCAAAUUGAUAUUAUUAAACGUGAACUUGGUUUAUUACAAAAAAAUUCAAAAUUAAAUAAUUAUUUAACUGUAAAAGCAACAAAUUAUUAUAAUUCGUUUAGACGAAAAUAUAUUGAUUAUCAACUAUAUGAUAAAUCACUAUGUGUACGUUUACAAUCAUUUUUUUAUCGUAAUAUUCGUUUAAUCGAAACUCCAUUUAAUAUUCGUCAAUAUUAUAUAAAUAUUCCUGAUUUUUCCAUAGAUAAAAAUCGUUUAUGUCAAAUAUUAUUUAAAUUUAAUUUAACAAUUAUUGGUCGUGAUGCUGAUAUUGUUUAUGAUGAUAUAAUACAAGAAUUUCAACGUCUUGAAAUUAAAUUAUUAAAUUCAACAAAUAAUAAUAAUAUUGAUUUAUAUUCAAUAAAUAAAUUAGCACGUUUACAACGAAAUAUUUAUUUUCAAUUUAAUGAUAUAAAACAACAAGAUUUAUUAUUUGGACAACGACGUACAUGUCUUGUUUAUGAAAAUAAAAUGAAAAUAUAUUAUCGAUGGUUUUUAAAUGAAAAUAUUUUUUGGAUAAUGACAUGUAUUGGUUUAUCAUGGUUAUUUCGUGCUAUAUUUGCAUGUUUAAUAACAAAAAUUAUUAUACCUAUACAUAUUGAAUUAGAAGGUGCUAUGCCUUUACAAUCAUUUGUGAAUAAUGAUGAAAAAAAUAUAAUUAAAGGAAAAAUAUCAUAUAUAAUUUAA
Messenger RNA from Rotaria sordida, 1062 nucleotides. The record is from the annotation of a GenBank genome assembly. Lineage: Eukaryota; Metazoa; Rotifera; Eurotatoria; Philodinida; Philodinidae.